This is a messenger RNA of Stomoxys calcitrans (stable fly), 7591 nucleotides long. RefSeq lists its product as uncharacterized. The record is from RefSeq and is a predicted model, not a curated record. Gene Ontology annotation, biological process: intracellular signal transduction; adenylate cyclase-inhibiting G protein-coupled receptor signaling pathway; cAMP biosynthetic process. Gene Ontology annotation, molecular function: adenylate cyclase activity. Gene Ontology annotation, cellular component: plasma membrane. Lineage: Eukaryota; Metazoa; Arthropoda; Insecta; Diptera; Muscidae. The transcript is spliced from 29 exons. The coding region runs from base 815 to 7579 and encodes 2254 amino acids.
ACAAGUAAACAACUAAUAAAACACAUACAUGCACCCGCACCCAAACAAAUACAUCCACACCUCACACACACACACACACAAAGUGCAAACAAGCAUAGAGUGUUAUUUAUUUUACACAUGAAAGUUUAAUGAAGAAUAAAAGUGAAAGUGAACAUGUAAGAGUGUAUGUUUGAGUGUGUGCGAGUCCUUUGACGAAUGAUGUGAUUGUAAACGUGCAUUAUUCAUGUGAGUGAGUGAGUGUUCACCUAUAUACAUAUAUAAAAAAACAUACCGACAUACAUACAUAUAUGUAAGAAUAAAUAAUAUCUUAAAAGUAAAUGUGAAAAUCGGAGAAAAAAUAUAAGAAAAAAUAGAAAAAAUCCCCCAUGCACACACACACAGACACACACUAAUAUACAAUUAUUUCGAUAUGUUUUUGAGCAACAACAAACACUUGUGGAUUUAACCAACUUUAACGACCACCCGAACGACCAACAUCGCAACAAGAUUACCGACGUGGUUCAAGUAUUUUCGUUAGAAGAGAGCCAAAAAAAAGAAACUCCACUUAAAGUGUGAGCGUAUGGAUGUGUGUGCAUUUCGAUGUGUUUAUUUUGUUUGUUUGAGUACCAAUUACAAAUGCAUACGGUGUAAUUAAACAUAAACAGCAACUGCUAGAACCACUGCUACAAUUUCUAACUAACUGCAGUUGACCAACACCAUCCAACCCAGGUUGCUUAUGCUGGAAUGCUGUUUUUGCGUCAUUAGUUUGCUGCCUCUGCAGUGUUGUUGAAAAAUCUUUGCGGUAGGUGGUGGUGGUGGUGGUUGCGGCCACAAAAUGUCUCUUUCCUCCAGUACCAACAGUCACAUCUUUCGUUCAUUCUCAUCGGAGAGUCAGAAAAAUGAUUGGUCAAAACGUUUGUCGCUGCGUGGCAUACGACAUGGCAAUUCCGGCGGAAGUACUACUUCUUCCAAAGAGGAUACCAGAAAACAUAAAUUCUUCAAUCGUUCCUCAUCGCUGAAACAGUCAAUACAUUCCACUGUUCCACCAUCGGUAGACCUGAGUGCUUCUGGUCAGUCAGCAGGAGCAAUGCAGUCGCAUCAGUCACAGCAACCUUCCACCCCCAAGAAAUCCAAUUGGGAGGUUAUUGAACACUUCAAUACAAGCGCCAAAAGUGGCAAGGCUGUCGUCAGUAGCAGUCUGAUUGCGGCGGGUAUAACACGCUGCAACAUCGAUGAGUCCCUUGACUCCACAAAUUCCAGCUCCACAUGCCAAAGUCCCAUGACAUAUCCAAGAGAUGAGGCACAGCUUUUGCAGACGAAUUAUGAUGCGACGGAGGCACAACGCAACACCGAGGCCAAUGUGAACCUGAAUGCCAAUCUAAGCCCAACGAUAUCGUUUUGGUUUCGUCUGAACCGCAUCAUUUUGCGUUUGUGCAGUACACAUCAAUUUAAAAAUUUACAGGUGGAAAUGCUGUACCAACGUUAUUUUCUGCGCAUGAAUCAAAGCAACACCACCCACAUUUUGGUGCUUUUACUGGCUCUAAUUUUGGCACUAUCCAGCGCCCACAUUGUCUACAAGACAAUGCAAGUGAGACAUAGUUGUAACACGGUAACUAUUUUCUCCAACAUCGAUAUGAAUGAUACCAUCAAUGGUUACGCCACUCUUGGCGCCCCCGGCCUAGCCAGCGUCAAUGCAAGCUCCAUCAACUAUGCAACAAUGCCACACGUGCCACAAAGCGACUUUCAGGCGAAUAGUAUAAGGCCGGAACGCGAUAAACAGGUGGUGGGGGAGCUGGCCGACAAUGAUGCUACAUCCGGUGUACAACGAAUGGAAAUGCCUCAUCACUUACCGCUGAAAUCUAAGACGGAUACAGUGGCAAUGUGGCAUGCAAUUGAAGGCGACGAAGCCACCACCACAUCUACGACGCUGCUAAACGAUGCCAGAAUUUUAAUGGCUUAUUCCAAUUACAGUGCCAAUGUGGCUGAGGCUGACCAGGCAAGCGGCUACAGUGACGUCGACGACGGCAUUGACGAUGAUGAGCAUGAAAAUGUGGCGAAAUUCAAAACAAGUGCCAAAACAGUUACAUCACUGCAGCAGCAGCAGCAGCAGCAGCUCCAUCAUCGACAUUAUCCUUCCAGCCAGGAGAUGAAAUCAUCCUUGGCUACACAGCUCUUUAAGCGCCGCAAAAGGAAAUAUUUAAAUAGACAUCUACUGAAGCAUCGUUCCAGAUUGAAAAGACAUGCUAUGAAGGAAGAACCAACUGCUAGAAAAUUAACAACUUAUCAAAGAGAAAGCGUGGGAAAACAUCGUAUAUCCAAGCAAGAAAAUUACCAGCAAAAACCUUCACACCAUUCUAUCCGCCAAGGAUUGCGGCAUUUUGCUGACCAUCAUGCAGAUCAGCAUCAGCAUGUUGAUGUUGUUGAAGUGCCAGCAAGUCAUUAUAACACGAAUACCAGAAAUGAUGAAAAUUAUGCCAAAAGUCGGCGGGAACAUACCAAAAGGAAAUGGAAACAAAUGUCAAGGACAUCCCAACAUGGGCAUGAAGAGGCAGCGGCAUCAAAGUGGACCGCCAAUAGGCGACAGACAGUUGGCCAACUAAGCUAUGGGAACAAUUUUGAAGUCAAUGAUGAUUCAUUGAUAUCGAGUGAAGGCCUGCAUAAAGAGCAUGGACAUCAACAUACCAAAGGCACAGCGGGAGCCAGAAGGGUUCAACGAAACAAAAGACAUGAAAGGAAUGAAAAUGUGGUCAAUGCCUCAGCCAUGGAGGAACAAAACAAAGGUGUCAUGAACAGCGACAACGAUAGCGGAGACAUGGUAAAAUUGAAAUUUCAAGAACAACAGCAUCAGCCUCCUGGAAACAGUCAUCUCCUUAACCACCAGAGCCAUCGUGAACAUCAACAUCAUCAUCACCACCACCACCAACACCAUCAGCAUCGGCAGCAGAAGCAACCUUUUUUGCAACAGGACACUGAUACCCCCAAAGAGAAUGACGAUGAUGAUGAUGAUGGUGAUUUGAGGCAUACAAAAGGAUUUGAUGAACCAUCAACGAUGAGACAGGAAAAAAUCAGCGAGAACAAUAAUCUUGACAUUGGCACACAUGAUGACAUUGAUAUUUUUCCUUCUACUAUGUCUUCUUGGGCUUUUGGUGAUGUUGCCACCACUACCAACCCCAACAGCGCCUAUCCCAAUUCCGGUGUAAAAGACACUUUGGCCUUGCCUGCCAGCAUUGAUAACAGCAACGACUUUGUGUCUCAUAUUAUGGCCGAAAUGCCGACAUCUCACAACGACACACUACCAGUUGAGGAGGAAUCCAAUCCCGGCACCAGCAGCAGUCUACAUGCUGUUGCCUACAGGCCAACUGCUGCCGACGACCACAACAACAACAACGAUAACGGCAACGACAAUGGCAAUCAAAUUGAUUUCAUUUUAACGGUUAUUGGGGAAAUCGAUGAAAAAAUGUGGGUGCUGCUCAUUGUCAUGACCAUUUGUGUGUUGGUCUAUUCGGUCCUGCUGUGUAUUCUAUCGAAGCCGGCCAUGAAUGAGAUCUUUUUGGUGUUGGUAUCCUAUGUCAUAGUGGGCACAUUUGUGGCCAUACAAAUCGCUGUGGGCUAUGCCACAAUUCCAAGUAAAUCCUUUAAUGGCUGUGUCUGCAGUGUCAUUUUUAUCUACAUGACAUACACAAUGUUGCCGCUGCGGCAACGAGAAUCCUUGGUUGGUGGCAUCAUAUUAUCCAUAACUCAGAUCUAUACCAGCUUCAACUAUGUGGAGGACGAAUACCAUUGGCAAGAGUUAUUCAGCUCUUUAAUGGCUUUAUUUUUAUCAAAUCUGACCGGCAUUUAUACCCAUUGGCCCAAGGAGAAAGCCCAACGGAAGGCAUUCAUCGAAACGCGUCAGUGUAUUGAGGCCCGUUUGCGUACACAACGAGAAAAUCAGCAACAGGAACGCCUGCUGUUGUCAGUAUUGCCGCGUCAUGUAGCCAUGGAAAUGAAAGAUGAUAUAGCAGGACAGCCACGUGAUACACAGUUUCACAAGAUUUAUAUACAACGACACGAAAAUGUCAGUAUCCUCUUUGCUGACAUCUGCGGUUUUACAAGUCUCUCGGAUCAAUGUACGGCCGAGGAAUUGGUGCGUUUGCUGAAUGAACUCUUCGCCAGAUUUGAUCGAUUGGCAGCCGAACACCAUUGUUUGCGUAUUAAAUUAUUGGGUGAUUGUUACUAUUGCGUCUCGGGGUUACCCGAGCCUAGACCGGAUCAUGCCCAUUGUGCUGUUGAAAUGGGCUUAGAUAUGAUUGAUGCGAUAGCUUUGGUGCGUGAGGUUAUGGCGGUCAAUGUAAACAUGCGUGUGGGCAUACACACCGGACGUGUACAUUGCGGCGUUUUGGGUUUAGUCAAAUGGCAAUUUGACGUGUGGUCAAAUGAUGUGACAUUAGCAAAUCACAUGGAGAGCGGUGGCAUACCUGGACGUGUCCACAUAACAAAGGAGACAUUAAAAUGUCUCGAUGGGGAUUAUGAGGUGGAGAAAGGCAAUGGAGGCGAGCGUAAUUCCUACCUAAAGGAUAAUCAAAUUGAAACGUAUCUCAUUGUGCCAGGUGACAUUUACAGACCGAAUAAGAAGUCUCGAAAUCGCUUACAUGUCAAUGGAAACAUAUCGAAAGAGCUGCGCAUGAUGGGUCAUGGAAGCAUGCAGAAAAACUGUUCCAAAUUUGGUUUCAGCGAUACAAAUGAAUCGUCCAAGGAUCCCGAGGAUGAAGUCAACGAAUAUCUUAUGAGAGCUAUAGAUGCUCGCAGCAUAGAUCAUCUGCGAGCAGAGCAUUGUCAAUCCAUUUUACUCUCUUUCAAAGAUCAAAACCUAGAGAGAAAGUAUGCCACAGAGCCUGAUAGAAUGUUAAGCAUAUACUUUUACUGCAGUUUUAUAGUGUUGAUUGGUACAACCAUUAUACGUCUAUGUAUAUUUUCAAGUAACGCAUUGGCUAUUAGCAUAUCCUGUCUUACGAUUGCUCUCAUGUUGCUGAUAUCGGUGUUGGUCACAUGCCAUGAUCUCAAUAUCAACCUUCCCAAUGGCAUCAAACAAUUCUCAUCACAAAUUCAUAGCAAUCGCAUUCUAUCGCAAUGCUUUGCCUUUAUAACCGUUGCGUUGAUUGCCCUCACCACCGGACUAUUGAUGUUCCAGGAAGUCAUAGUCAUACCCCCAUCUUCUGCCGCACGUCUCACUAGCAUCGACAAUAGCACUCUCAAAUACAGCAAAGAUGUGAUGGCGGAAGUUUUGGCAAAUGCAUCAACUACAAAUCGCUACAAUGCAACACAACCCACCGAAGAUAAAUGGAUAAGGAUGACGGAAGUAGAUUCCGGAAAGGACAACUUUUACUGUGAUUACUAUUUAGCCGUUAAUACUUUCUUACUGCUGACUCUCAUAUCGAUGAUGACCUGUGCUAUUUAUCAAGUUCUUCGCAUUUUGCUAAAGUUGAUUCUAUUGAUCAUGGCUUCAGCUUUUUAUGUGGGCUUUUCCGUUUACUUUUUGCUGCAGGAGGAAAUGUAUUACAAAUUGGAUAAUGAGGAGGCUCUUCUGCGUUACAUAAUUGAUUUAAUUUUCCUCUUUGCAUUUAUGCUUGCCCUGAUAUUCCACAGUCAUCAGACGGAGGCCACCUAUCGUUUGGAUUUCAUUUGGAAGCUUCAGGCCACGGAGGAAAAGGAAGAUAUGGAGCAUUUACAAGCAUACAAUCGUAAACUUUUGGAGAACAUACUUCCCGUUCAUGUGGCUGAACAUUUCCUGAGUCGAGAUAAAAAUAUUGAUGAUCUAUAUCAUGAACAGUGUGAUAGCGUUUGUAUAUUGUUCGCUUCCAUACCAAAUUUUAGCGAAUUCUAUGUCGAGUUGGAAGGAAAUAAUGAAGGUGUUGAGUGUCUACGACUGCUAAACGAAAUCAUUGCCGAUUUUGAUGAAUUGCUGAGUGAAGAACGCUUUCGUUACAUCGAGAAAAUCAAGAGUACAGGUGCCACCUAUAUGGCAGCAUCUGGCCUUACUGCUCAAACAUGUGAUAUGGCCAACUUUAAGCACGUCACUGCUAUGGCUGAUUAUGCUCUACAAUUAUUUGAAAAAAUCGAGGAAGUCAAUAUGCAUUCUUUCAAUAAUUUUCGAAUGCGAAUAGGUAUAAAUAUUGGACCAGUAGUGGCUGGAGUUAUUGGAGCCCGUAAGCCGCAAUAUGACAUUUGGGGAAAUGCCGUCAAUGUGGCCUCACGCAUGGACUCAACGGGAUUGGUUGAUCAUAUUCAAGUCACCGAGGAAAUGCAACAAAUACUAAAGCCUCGAGGCUUUGAGUUAACCUGUCGUGGCAGUGUUAAUGUCAAGGGCAAAGGUUCAAUGAUAACCUAUUUCCUAAAGGGAAAGGCAGCUGAGGAGAAACCGCCCCCAGAGGCGGCUACAAUGAAUGGAGAUUUAUUGCAGUCAGCAGCGGCAGCAGCAGCAGCGGAUAUCACCAAGGAAUCAUCCUCCAAGCCCCUAACAAGCAUUGAAGGUAAUUGCACAACAAAUAUAACGCCUAACGAACCCUGUCCCAAUCCUCCCGACUCACUGGUGUUGUCACAUCAGGUCAGCAGUAAUGUCACCGAAUCGGAAGAUCUCUCUCCCGAUGUCGAUCUCAAUUCGAACAUGAACAAUUUGACAGCGCAAAGACGCAAGUCUUUGUGUCGUCAGCACAACAUCUCAUCGUCGUUUGGUACCACGGUCAGUUCCACCACUUCAGUUACACCCUGCAUAUCGAGCAGUUCCAGUGUGGUGACCAUCGGCGCCCUGCCCGCCUUCUGCAAGAAUAAUUCCUCGUCGAUAGACAACUCUUCGGAGGCUUGUAGUACGAUAAGCAAAACGAAUUUCUUGCCACGCACCCCAUUGGAAGAGUUGAAGGGUGAGACUGAGAGUGACAAGGGUACGCAUAUAAAUUCCAUAGAAAAUUUAGAAUUGUUACUUAAGAAUAAUAUAAGCCUGUCAGACCUUAAUAAUAAACAACAACUAAAUCUUAGAACUCAAGAACUGAUAAGAUCCAAUGCAAGUCAACCGAAAAAGGGUGGGAGUGGUGGCGGUGAGCAAAUCGCCCCCUUUCGGGCAGACAAUGUGAUGCGACGCAAGCACCGAUCUGUGGCGGGCAUAGCCUCAGGCCCCUAUGGCAGUUAUCACAAACCACAAGCAUCGCUGCCAUCCGGUUCGCCGCAGCGCUAUUCGGACACCACCUAUCUGCUGAAGGAUCUGUCCACGCCCGAGCAAUCACCGGCCCACACACACAAAAAUCCCCUCUGCCAAGACUCGCCGCCAGAGGAUAAAAAGGCUUUGUUGACAUCACAUUCGCAAGAGGGCACAUCGAUAAGGCUGAACCUUAAUCCCUUGCCGGGUAGGCAGGGAGCUAUGAAGACCUCUCUCUCCCUGAGUCCCAUAGCCCUAUACAGAGGCGAUGAGGAGAUGAUGGCCAUGCCCAAUAGUCGCAGCAUGAUUGUCAUGGCCUUGGACACAUCUUCCCAGACACCGAGCGUGCAGACUCAAAUUUCCUCCUCCUCGGAGGCAGCAGAGUAUCAUGUGGCCAAUUCCUCGCCGCUACCUGCUGCAGAGGCUGUGUAAGUAUGGCAAAUG